AUGGUCUCUCUUUGGGGAUCGAAGAAUGGAGAGCAACGUCAGGCAGAGGAGGAGGGAGAGCAACCUUCUCAUGAACCAUCAAGACAGUCUGGUGGCGGUGGCCAUGAGGCUGAUGAACGAACGCGCUUAUUGCCACCUCGAAACGACGGCUACCUCGAUCCAGACGAUCCAGCCGUAUGCUUGGCGCUCUCCCAUCAAGUUUCUCCGUACAAUCUAUGGAGUGUCAGAGCUCUUCGCUACGUAAACCUCCUCUUCCUGUGCAUCAGCUUCCUCUGGUGGGUGCUCCUCCUCAUCUCGAUUUUCAUCAGCCCACCGUCCAUGAAUUCUCGUGGCUCCGGAUUCUUCGACUUCUCUUACACCACCUUGACCCUCGGGAACCUUCUACUUGCACUUCUCUUCUUCUCUGUUCCGUCCAAGGUCAUGGAAUGGGGUAGUCUGAUCCUAGCAUUCUUCCUCUUGGUCGACAUGAUCGUGAUUUGCGCCGUCUCAAGGCUUAGACUUGAAGAAGGAUGGCCGGGUAUAGCAUCAGUCGUCUGGGCUACAUUUAUGGCGAUCUACAACGUGGUUACGGAUCGAGUGGUCGCCUGGGGUAAAAGGGAAGAGGAGGUGCGCUUGACAGGCCGCAGAGAGUCUCGUCGCAGUCUGCGUGAAUGGUGUGCAGUCUUGACUGCAUCAAUCAUCAUGGUUGUCUUGAUCAUCGUAUCCAUUCUCCUAACUGCUACGCUAAUCCUUCGGGCGAAGGAUGCCAGCCUUGCCCCUCCCGGUAAACGUUACGACGUCAAUGGAGGCCAAUACCAGCUUCAUUUUGACUGUAUUGGCAAUAUAACUUACGGCUUAAAUGGUAAACCAAACCCGACAAUAUUGUUGGAAGGUCCUGGUCGUCCAGUCGAAGACUCUUUCACAGGCUGGGUUCAUAAUGCUUACAAGAACGGAACCAUAGAUCGCUACUGCUACUACGACCGGCCAGGCUAUGCAUGGUCGGACAAUGCGCCCUCCCCUCACUCGGCUGGAAUGACGGCUAAUGCACUUGCAGAAGUGCUUGCUCGUGCCGGCGAGGAAGGUCCAUGGAUUCUUGUCUCUGCUGGAAUAGGUGGCAUUUAUAGCCGCAUCUUCUCUGGCUGGCACAAGGCAGGAGUCAAAGGUCUGAUGCUGAUUGACAGCAUGCAUGAAGACCUCCUCCAUAAUGUGGGUAGCCCGACUCGUGGGUUUCUUUUGUGGGCCCGUGGUAUCAUAUCCCCGCUGGGCUGGGACCGUGUCGCUGGUGCUAUCAAAGGGCGCAGCUCUGAGGAUCGGGUGUAUGGACCAGUUGCAUAUCAGAAUGGGAAGUUCAUCAAGGCUAGAUUGCAGGAGAACUUGGUUGCAGAAUCUCUCACAAAGAGCGAUGUUAGUCAGGCUAGGACCAUUCAAGAUGAGAAGACACCCUUGGUUAUCAUAAGUAGCGGUAUCAGAGUGAGAACCGACCGCGACUGGGAACGAAAGCAGAAAGAUCUCACCAAGCUUACGGACAAUUUACUUGGUUGGGACGUAGUCAAUGCCGCACCGCAUGAAGUUUGGACCGUCCUGCAGGGUCGAGAUAUUUUGGAGAAGCGUUUGGGUGAAUUAGUGAAAGCCUCGUGA
Molecule: messenger RNA, 1617 nt
Organism: Bacidia gigantensis
Lineage: Eukaryota; Fungi; Ascomycota; Lecanoromycetes; Lecanorales; Ramalinaceae
Exons: 2
Coding region: 1-1617 (538 amino acids)
Source: RefSeq, a predicted model, not a curated record